AUCAACAGACUUUGUGGCAGCGGCUUGCAGGCUAUUGUAACGGCCUCGCAGUUGAUUAAGCUCGGUGAUGUUUCCUUGGCGGUUGCCGGCGGUACGGAAAAUAUGAGCAGGGGGGGCUACUUAAUGCCCUCACACCGCUGGGGUCAGCGAUUGGGAGAUGGCACUGUUACCGAUAUGGUAACGGGCGCGCUGACCGAUCCUUUUGGCCUGGGUCAUAUGGGUAUUACUGGCGAGAAUGUGGCCCGCAACCACGAGAUCAGCAGGUCGGAACAGGAUAGCUUUUCCCUGGAAAGUCACCGCCGCGCCAGC
This is a messenger RNA of Priapulus caudatus, 309 nucleotides long. RefSeq names its product beta-ketothiolase BktB-like. Lineage: Eukaryota; Metazoa; Priapulida; Priapulimorpha; Priapulimorphida; Priapulidae. Gene Ontology annotation, molecular function: acyltransferase activity, transferring groups other than amino-acyl groups. The record is from RefSeq and is a predicted model, not a curated record. The transcript has a single exon. The annotation marks the transcript as partial.